AUGAGUUGUCAGAUGUCGUGCCGGUCUCGGAGAGGAGGAGGCGGCGGAAGGGGCUUCCGUGGCUUCAGCAGUGGCUCCGCGGUGGUCUCCGGUGGGAGCCGCAGGUCCACCUCCGGCUUUUCCUGCGUGAGCCGCCACGGCGGGGGCGGAGGAGGCUAUGGCGGAGGAGGCUUCGGCAGCCGGAGUCUGGUCGGCCUUGGGGGAUCCAGGAGCAUCUCCAUAAGUGUGGCCGGAGCAGGUGGAAGCUUCGGCUCUGCUGGUGGAUUUGGUGGCCGAGGAGGCGGCUUUGGAGGUGGCCUUGGCGGCGGUGGCGGCGGCUUUGGAGGUGGCCUUGGAGGCGGCUUCGGCGGAGGCCGCUUUGGCGGUGGCGGCGGUUUUGGCGGUGGCAGCGGUUUUGGCGGUCCCGGCGGCUUUGGGGGUCCUGGUGGCUUUGGAGGUCCCGGUGGCUUCGGACCUGGAGGAUUUCCUGGUGGAGGCAUCCACGAAGUGUCCGUCAAUCAGAGCCUCCUGCAACCUCUCAAUGUCCAAGUUGAUCCCGAGAUCCAGAAUGUGAAGUCUCAGGAGCGGGAGCAGAUCAAGACUCUGAACAACAAGUUUGCCUCCUUCAUCGACAAGGUGCGCUUCCUGGAGCAGCAGAACCAGGUGUUGCAGACCAAAUGGGAGCUGCUGCAGCAGAUAGAUGUGAGCACGCGGACCACCAACCUGGACCCACUGUUCCAGGCCUACAUCAGCGAUCUCAAGAAGACGGUGGAUAGGCUCUCGGCAGAGAGGACAUCCCAGGACUCAGAACUGGGCAACAUGCAUGAUCUUGUUGAGGAUUUCAAAAAGAAGUAUGAGGAUGAAAUCAACAAGCGCACAGCCGCUGAGAAUGACUUUGUGACGCUUAAAAAGGAUGUGGACAAUGCCUACAUGAGCAAGGUGGAGCUGCAGGCCAAGGUGGAUGUGCUGCGAGAAGAACUUGAAUUCUUCCAGGUCCUCUUUGCUGCGGAGAUCGCCCAGAUGCAAUCCCACAUCACCGAAACCAAUGUCAUCCUGUCCAUGGACAACAACCGCUCGCUGGACCUGGACAGCAUCAUCGCCGAGGUUCGCAGUCAGUAUGAGGACAUUGCCCAGAGGAGCAAGGAGGAGGCCGAGGCGCUGUACCACAGCAAGUACGAGGAGCUGCAGGUGACUGCUGGGAAACACGGGGAGAGCCUGAAGGAUCUCAAGAUGGAGAUCAGUGAGCUGAACCGCAUGAUCCAGCGCCUGCAAGGGGACAUCAGCCAUGUGAAGAAGCAGUGCAAGAGUGUCCAAGACUCCAUUGCUGAUGCUGAGCAGAGGGGCGAGAAUGCCAUUAAAGAUGCCAAGAGUAAGCUCACAGACUUGGAGGAUGCCCUGCAGCAGGCCCGGGAGGACCUGGCCCGGCUGCUGCGUGACUACCAGGAGCUCAUGAACACCAAGCUUGCCCUGGAUGUGGAGAUUGCCACCUACCGCAAGCUGCUGGAGGGCGAGGAGUGCAGGAUGUCGUCAGACUUCAGCAACAACGUGACUGUGUCGGUGACAAGCAGCACCUUCUCUUCCAACGUGGCCUCCCGGGCUGGCAUUGGAGGAGGCUACGGUUCUGGAGGCCGAGGUUCCAGUUCUGGAGGAGGAUUCAGCUCUGGAAGUAGCAGUUACGGUUCUGGAAGCCGAGGGUCCAGCUCCAGAGGUGGUGGAGGAGGAGGAGGCUAUGGAUCCGGUGGCUCCAGGGGAGGUUCUGGUUCCGGUUCUGGAGGAGGCUCCCGGGGAGGUUCUGGCUCCGGUUCUGGCGGUGGCUUUAGCUCUGGCGGAGGUUCCAGGGGAGGUUCUGGUUCCGGUUCUGGCGGUGGCUUUAGCUCUGGCGGAGGUUCCAGGGGAGGUUCUGGUUCCGGUUCUGGCGGUGGCUUUAGCUCUGGAGGAGGCUCCCGGGGAGGUUCCAGCUCUGAGAAGGGUGCAGGUCAAAGCAGUUCCGGUGUGACCUUUUCCUUCAGAUAA
Molecule: messenger RNA, 1992 nt
Organism: Ochotona princeps (American pika)
Lineage: Eukaryota; Metazoa; Chordata; Mammalia; Lagomorpha; Ochotonidae
Gene: KRT2
Product: keratin 2
Exons: 9
Coding region: 1-1992 (663 amino acids)
Biological process (GO): keratinization; intermediate filament organization
Cellular component (GO): keratin filament
Molecular function (GO): structural constituent of skin epidermis
Source: RefSeq, a predicted model, not a curated record